AUGUCAUCGCAUAUAAAAUGUUUGAGCAAAAGAAAACUCGAUAACAAAGUAGUGCUAAUAACUGGCGGUAACUCCGGUAUCGGCAAAGAAACGGCAUAUCAACUGUCAUUACGUGGCGCUCAAAUUAUCAUUGGUUGUCGUAAUAUAACUAAAGGAAAUGAAGCCAUCAAUGACAUCAAAAGUAAGAAUCCAAAGGCAAACAUUCGAGUCUUUCAAUUAGAUUUGGGAUCACUUUUAUCGGUCCGAAAGUUUGCCCAAACUGUGGCCCAACACGAGUCCACUAUUGAUAUCCUUAUAAACAAUGCCGGAGUUGUGUCGUACGUUGAGUUGCAAACUGAAGAUGGCUUUGAAUUACAGUUUGGGACCAAUCACUUGGGUCAUUUUUUGUUGACACACUUAUUAUUGCCAUUAUUGAAAAAUUCACAAAAAGCUAAAGUUAUUAAUGUUUCUUCAAAAGCUCAUAAAACUGGAAAAAUUCAUUUUGAAAAUAUAAAUCUAAGGAACGGUAUAUUUACGCCAUUGAAAGCCUACUCUCAAAGCAAAUUAGCUAAUGUUUUGUUUACACGAGAAAUGACCCGAAGAUUAGGUCCAAAAAGUUCAAUCACUACAUACUGUUUACAUCCCGGCAUAGUUAGGACAGAUUUAAACCGUCACUUUCCGUUACAGUUUGCGAUCAAUAUAUUUAUUAAUAUGUUUUAUCUGGACAUUGAAUCAGGUGUUCAAACCACACUUUAUUGUGCACUCGACCCAAGUCUUGAUAAUGAAUCUGCAUUUUAUUACGAGUUAGUAUAA
Messenger RNA from Oppia nitens, 792 nucleotides. RefSeq names its product retinol dehydrogenase 13-like. Bases 1 to 792 code for a protein of 263 amino acids. Lineage: Eukaryota; Metazoa; Arthropoda; Arachnida; Sarcoptiformes; Oppiidae. The transcript has 4 exons. The record is from RefSeq and is a predicted model, not a curated record.